AUGGCCAAAGACUAUAAUGUGGUUGUUGAAGUGGAAGACGAUCAUGGUGCUGAAAGGCAAACUUUGGAAUUUCAAGAUUUUUCUUCUGGCUCAGGCGUAGGCGGUAAAAUAACCGCCGAUAAGCAAGCUUCGUCAAGUCUUGGUGGAUUUAAUGAUCCAUUUUACGACCCAAGUCAAUCCCGACCUGAAGUUCAAAAUGGGCAAGCACCAAUUUGGUCUGUUGAAUAUUAUGCUCAGUUUUUUGAUGUAGAUACUUUUCAGGUUCUUGAACGUGCAUCAAAAAGCCUAUUUCCUAAAGAUAAUUUUAUAGAGGUAGUUGGCAACAAUCCCGACUUAUAUGGUCCUUUCUGGAUCGCUACCACAGUGGUAUUUCUUCUCUUUGUAACUUCAACAAUAGCGGCCUCUAUUAAUGCUAUUAUGCACGAAGAGAAAGUCACAUACCAUAUUGAAAUCCUGUCAUUUGGUGCUAUGGCAAUAUACAUCUACGCUUUUGGUUUGCCGUUAUUAAUUUGGGGAGGCCUAAAAUAUCUUGGUUGUAAACCUUCGCUUUUGGAUACUAUUGGAUUGUAUGGUUAUGGAUUAACUGUAUGGCUCCCCAUUUCGGUUGUAUGUGUUGUGCCGUCAGAAAUCUUAAGAUGGACAUUAGUUAUUGUUGGUUUUUGUGUUUCCGGAUUUUUUAUUACACGAAAUCUAUACCCAGUAAUUUCGCGUGCAGACUCGAAGACCGCACGAAUAUUUAUUAUCGUUAUUGUGGUUGCACAUGCAGGAUUUUCAUUUCUCCUGGAAAGAGAAUUUUUCUCGUUGAGUGAAAUUUUCGUAUUAAAACAAAAUUAG
This is a messenger RNA of Ambispora gerdemannii, 834 nucleotides long. The record is from the annotation of a GenBank genome assembly. Lineage: Eukaryota; Fungi; Glomeromycota; Glomeromycetes; Archaeosporales; Ambisporaceae.